Messenger RNA from Epinephelus lanceolatus (giant grouper), 1759 nucleotides. It is a transcript of the gene p2rx2, whose product is annotated as purinergic receptor P2X, ligand-gated ion channel, 2. NCBI's taxonomy places the organism in Eukaryota, Metazoa, Chordata, Actinopteri, Perciformes, Serranidae. The record is from RefSeq and is a predicted model, not a curated record. Gene Ontology annotation, biological process: calcium ion transmembrane transport; response to ATP. Gene Ontology annotation, cellular component: plasma membrane; signaling receptor complex. Gene Ontology annotation, molecular function: extracellularly ATP-gated monoatomic cation channel activity; purinergic nucleotide receptor activity; ATP binding.
AUGAGCAGGGAGUGAGAAAGAAAAUCAGUGAGUGAAAUAAAAAGCUAGAUACAGAGAGUCACAAUCAUAGAGAAAUAAGACUUCUAAAGGACCUCUCAGAGAAUGUGUGAAAUAUUGAAUGCGUUCACCAUGGGGCUACGUGACUUUAUAAAGGAGUAUUUUCUUUCUUUCUGGGACUAUGAGACACCUAAGGUGAUGGUGGUCAAAAACAGGACUCUUGGAGUCAUAUACAGAAGCGUCCAGUUCCUUGUGAUCACCUAUUUCAUCUGGUACGUCUUCAUCAGCCAGAAAGCCUACCAAGAGAGUGAAACUCGUCCAGAGAGCUCAGUAUACACGCUCAUGAAAGGCACAGCAGAUCAUGGAGAUCAUAUCUUGGACACAGUGGAGUAUGCUCGACCUUCAGAGGGUGGUGAUGUAAUAAGCACAAUAUUGAGACGAGACGUUACCUAUGAUCAGAAGCACGGAACCUGCGCUGAGAAUUUCAAAGUUGCCAAAGCCAACUGCACGAAACACUCUGACUGUGUCGAGGGAGAGGUUGACUUUGAUGGCCAUGGCAGAAGGACUGGAAAGUGUGUUCAGUACUACAACUACACCUUCAAAACCUGCGAGAUUGAAUCCUGGUGUCCGAUUGAGGAGUUUGCUGCAGUACGAGAACCAGCGUUAGUGGAGGCCAUCAAUUUCACGGUGUUCAUCAGGAACUCUAUCCACUUCCCCAGAUUUAAAGUGCUGAGGGGAAAUAUCAAAGAUGCUUCAAACAAGCGUGACAUGCAGAAAUACCUCAAUAAGUGUCAUUAUCACGAGGAGAAGGAGCCCUACUGUCCAAACUUCCGCCUGGGCUACAUCGCAGAUCAAGCCAGGGAGAACUUCACUGAGCUCUGCAAGACUGGAGGAGUGAUAGGUGUUUUCAUCAACUGGAAGUGUAACCUGGACCUGGAUCCUUCUCACUGUAAACCAACAUAUUCCUUCCGUCGUCUUGAUCUCCGAAAGGACCAGGCCAGCUCUGGUUACUAUUACAGGUUUGCCAAAUAUUACAGUAAGGAUGGGGAAGAGUCCCGGACACUCAUUAAGGCCUACGGCAUCCGUCUGGAUGUCAUAGUUCACGGGCAUGCUGGUAAAUUCAGUCCCAUCCCAACCAUCAUCAGUACAGUGACUGCUAUGACUUCAGUUGGGAUUUGCACCAUUAUUUGUGACUGGAUCAUGUUGACUUUCAUCGAUAAGAACGAAGUCUACAGUGAGAGGAAGUUUGAUGAGGUUAUCAAGGAGCCCACGGUGCCCAUGCCCACAGAGCUCAGCUACAUCCACAGCUACGGCUCAAACCAUUCAGACCUGUCAGAUGGUGUCCCGCUGUGAUGUCAUCACAGUUGCCUCAGUCCUCACAGGCCAAGAGUGUGGACUCUCCUCCGUCAGCUGACUGUGGCAACAACAGAAACUCUGAGUGGUUCCUCAGAUGUCUGAACAGCUCAGUUAUGGGCUGCCAGCGCCCACCAUGCUGUCGUUAGUGGGAACAAACUGACAGAGAACCAGUGACAGAGGUCAUCCUCUGGAGGACAGCUGAUUGUCUUCAAGUCUCAGCCUGUGCAGUGGAUUCAGCUUCAUAUAUCGUCUCAAGCCUCGAUGGACCCCAACUGUGUGCAGCAAUGCAAUUAAUUGUUUCUCUUUCACUAGACAUGACUUGCAGUAACACCACUCAGAAAAUGUGUUUAUUUUCUAAAUAUGAAAAGAAACUAAAAUAAAAUAUUUGAGUACACAUAAUGAGAAA